Molecule: messenger RNA, 5555 nt
Organism: Cyprinodon tularosa
Lineage: Eukaryota; Metazoa; Chordata; Actinopteri; Cyprinodontiformes; Cyprinodontidae
Gene: top2b
Product: DNA topoisomerase II beta
Exons: 36
Coding region: 446-5251 (1601 amino acids)
Biological process (GO): DNA topological change; sister chromatid segregation; resolution of meiotic recombination intermediates
Cellular component (GO): nucleus
Molecular function (GO): DNA binding; ATP binding; DNA topoisomerase type II (double strand cut, ATP-hydrolyzing) activity
Source: RefSeq, a predicted model, not a curated record
UUGGCUGCUUUGCCGUCUGUGUUGUAGAUGGCGGAGCCGGACAUCAGGCGCUGCUGUUAGCUUAAAUGCGCUUUUAUUAUUAAAUUAAGACAAUAUUUAAUGAAUUAUUUUCAGGGGGGUUUCAUUUAACUUAACAUUUUACUGCUUGUCCGUGAAAUUAAGCAGUUAUUUGCGUGUUUAGUUUCGUAUUUAUUUAUAGCUGAGGCUGGAUCUCGGUUAGCAUCUUUGUUAAAGUUUAGGCCCUCCGAGCCUCCGGCUCGAUUUUAACAAUAGCCGCGCCGCUCGCCUCUCAGGCGGUUCUCUUGGAGAAGAAGAAGAAGAUGGAUGAGAAAGCCUUUCUGGUUCCGGUUAGCAUGUAAGACGCGCUUAAGGUUGAAGGACUUUUAAAUCCACCGGAGCUGAAGACAUUUAGAGCCGCAGCAUCAAUAAAGCAUCACAAAGGAAGAUGUCCAACGGAGGGCUGUCCUGGACGGACGCUGCUAAUGGCAGAGGGGACGGGGGGAAGAUGGAGGGAGGGAAGAAGGACAAGGCGGCCUCCAAGCUGUCGGUGGAGCGGGUCUACCAGAAGAAGACCCCUCUGGAGCACAUCCUGCUGCGUCCGGACACGUACGUGGGCUCCCUGGAGCCUGUCACCCAGCAAAUGUGGGUGUUUGAUGAAGACGUGGGAAUGAACCAGCGGGAAAUCACCUACGUUCCCGGCCUCUACAAAAUCUUUGAUGAAAUCCUGGUCAAUGCCGCAGACAACAAGCAACGGGACAAGAACAUGACUUCCAUCAAGGUCACCAUCGACCCGGAGUCCAACACCAUCACCAUCUGGAAUAACGGCAAAGGGAUCCCUGUGGUGGAGCACAAGGAGGAGAAGAUGUACGUCCCUGCUCUCAUCUUCGGCCACCUGCUCACCUCCAGCAACUACGAUGAUGAUGAGAAGAAGGUGACGGGUGGGAGGAACGGCUACGGCGCUAAGCUCUGCAACAUCUUUAGCACCAAGUUCACCGUGGAAACGGCCUGCAAAGAGUACAGACACAGCUUCAAGCAGACAUGGCAGAACAACAUGACCAAGACUUCUGAGCCCAAGAUCAAGUUCUUCGACGGGGACGACUUCACCUGCGUGACCUUCCAGCCGGACCUGGCCAAGUUCAAGAUGGACAAGCUGGACAGAGACAUCGUGGCGCUGCUGACCCGCAGGGCGUACGACGUGGCGGGCUCCUGCAGGGGCGUCAAGGUCUCUCUGAACGGCAAGAAGUUACCGGUCAACGGCUUCCGGAGCUACGUAGAUCUGUACGUGAAGGACAAGCUGGACGAGACGGGCGUCCCCCUGAAGGUCAUCAAUGAGAUGGUGAACGAGCGCUGGGAGGUCUGCCUCACCAUGAGCGAGAAGGGCUUCCAGCAGAUCAGCUUCGUCAACAGCAUCGCCACCACCAAGGGCGGCAGACACAUCGACUACGUGGUGGAGCAGAUCGUGGCCAAGCUCAUCGAGGUGGUGAAGAAGAAGAACAAGGCUGGAGUGUCGGUCAAACCCUUCCAGGUGAAGAACCACAUCUGGGUCUUUGUGAACGCCCUGAUCGAGAACCCCACCUUCGACUCUCAGACCAAGGAGAACAUGACGCUGCAGACCAAGAACUUCGGCUCCAAGUGUGUCCUGUCUGAGAAGUUCAUCCGAGCGGCCACCAACUGUGGGAUCGUGGAGAGCAUCCUGAACUGGGUGAAGUUCAAGGCCCAGACGCAGCUGAACAAGAAGUGUUCCUCCGUCAAAUAUAGCAAGAUCAAAGGCAUCCCCAAGCUGGAUGACGCCAACGAUGCAGGAGGCAAACACUCGUCUGACUGCACGCUGAUCCUCACCGAGGGAGACUCGGCCAAGUCUCUGGCCGUGUCCGGCCUGGGCGUCAUCGGGCGAGACCGCUACGGUGUCUUCCCGCUCAGAGGGAAGAUCUUGAAUGUGCGGGAGGCCACCCACAAACAGAUCAUGGAGAAUGCCGAGAUAAACAACAUCAUCAAAAUCGUGGGACUGCAGUACAAGAAGAGCUACGACGACCCGGAGUCUCUGAGGACGCUGCGAUACGGCAGGAUCAUGAUCAUGACGGAUCAGGACCAAGAUGGCUCCCACAUCAAAGGGCUGCUCAUCAACUUCUUCCACCAUAACUGGCCGUCCUUGCUGAAGCACACCUUCCUGGAGCAGUUCAUCACUCCUAUCGUCAAGGCGACCAAGAACAAGCAGGAGCUGGCCUUCUACAGCCUCCCAGAGUUUGAAGAGUGGAAGAAGCACACGGAGAACUUUAAGACCUGGCACAUCAAGUACUACAAAGGUUUGGGUACCAGUACCAGCAAAGAGGCCAAGGAGUACUUCGCCGACAUGGAGAAGCAUCGGAUCACAUUCAGAUACAACGGUGCCGAGGACGACGCCGCCAUCACUCUGGCCUUCAGCAAGAAGAAGACGGACGACAGGAAGGAGUGGCUGACCAAUUUCAUGGAGGACAGGCGUCAGAGGAGGAUGCACGGCCUGCCUGAGCAAUACCUCUACGGGACUCAGGCCAAACAUCUGUCCUACAAUGACUUCAUCAACAAGGAGCUGAUCCUGUUCUCCAACUCCGACAACGAGAGGUCCAUCCCUUCCCUGGUGGACGGCUUGAAACCGGGUCAGAGGAAAGUUCUGUUCACCUGCUUGAAGAGGAACGACAAGAGGGAAGUGAAGGUGGCCCAGCUGGCUGGUUCUGUGGCGGAGAUGUCCGCCUACCACCACGGAGAGCAAGCUCUGAUGAUGACCAUUGUGAACUUGGCCCAGAACUUUGUGGGCAGCAACAAUGUGAACAUCCUGCAGCCGCUGGGUCAGUUCGGAACCCGCAUCAACGGAGGCAAAGACGCCGCCAGUCCCCGUUACAUCUUCACUAUGCUCAGCCCGCUGGCCAAGCUGCUCUUCCCCGCCAUGGACUUCAACCUGCUCAAGUUCCUGUACGACGACAACCAGAAAGUGGAGCCAGAGUGGUACAUUCCCAUCAUCCCCAUGGUUCUGGUGAACGGCGCCGAGGGCAUCGGGACAGGCUGGGCAUGCAAGAUCCCAAACUACGACCCCAGAGAGAUCGUCAACAACAUCAACAGGAUGCUGAACCACCAGGACCCACUCCCCAUGCUCCCCAGUUACAAGAACUUCAAAGGUGUGAUCCAUGAACUGGGUCACAACCAGUACCUGGUCAGUGGAGAGGUGUCGGUCAUAGACAAAAACACCAUCGAGAUCACGGAGCUUCCCGUCCGGACCUGGACUCAGGCCUAUAAGGAGUCUGUUCUGGAACCGAUGGUCCAGGGAACCGACAAGACUCCAGCGCUGAUCUCCGAGUACAAGGAGUACCACACGGACUCCACGGUGAAGUUUGUGGUGCGCAUGUCUGAGGAGAAGCUUGCGCAGGCCGAGGCCGUGGGCCUCCACAAAGUCUUCAAGCUGCAGUCCAGCCUCACCUGUAACUCCAUGGUUCUGUUUGACCACAUGGGCUGCCUGAAGAGGUACGACUCGGUCCAGGACAUCCUGAAGGAGUUCUUCGAGCUGCGGCUGCACUACUACAAGCUGAGGAAGGACUGGCUCCAGGGGAGCCUGGGUGCCGAGGCUGCCAAGCUGUCCAACCAGGCCCGCUUCGUUCUGGAGAAGAUCGAAGGGAAGAUCUCCAUCGAAAACAAGUCCAAACGGGAGCUGAUCCGCAUGCUGGUGCAGAAGGGCUACGAAUCGGAUCCUGUGGCUGCGUGGUCCAAAGCCCAGGAAAAGGCUCAGGAAGAAGACGCCCCCGAUGGUAACGAGAGCGACGGUUCCGUGGACUCGGGAUCGACGUCGGGUCCAAACUUCAACUACAUCCUCAACAUGCCUCUGUGGUGCCUGACCAAGGAGAAGGUGGAAGAGCUGCUGAAGCAGAGGGACCAGAAGAGAGCAGAACUGAACGACCUGCAGAGGAAAUCCCCCGAGGAUCUGUGGAAGGAGGACCUGGCGGUCUUCAUCGAGGAGCUGGACAACGUGGAGGCGCAGGAGAAGGAGGAGCAGAGCGCAGGCCGGGCCAUCAAACUGGUGAAGGGGAAGGUGGGCAAACCGAAGGUGAAGAAGAUGAACCUGGAGGAGACGAUGCCUUCACCCUUCGGCCGCAGGGUGGAACCGCCCACUCAGCCCAUCAAGUCCGACGCCGCCAAGAAGCUGACCAAGAAGAAGAAGGGCGACUCGGAUCUCGCCGUAAAGCUGGAGUUUGACGACGACGGCGAAGGAGGACCUGCAGAAAACUCUGUGACCAAACCCAAAGCUCCGCGGGUCAAGAAAGAGAAGAAAGAACCGGGAGCUCCUAGGGUCAGGAAGACUCCGGCGCCCAAAGCAGCUGCAGCCAAGAAGGUGAAGAAGAGGAACCCCUGGUCUGACGACGAGUCCAAGUCAGACAGCGAACUGGAGGAAAACGAGCCCGUCAUUCCCAGAGAGACCAAGUCUCAGAGGGCGUCAGCGUCCAAACCUAAAUACACCUUCGACUUCUCUGAGGAGGAGGAGGCGGAGGCGGAUGAAGAGGAGAACGGAGACGAUGACGCGGCGGCAUCCCCGCUGAGGACGGUCCGAGACGACUUCGGGUUCUCCGACAAAAAGGAGCGCGACAGCGACCAGAACGAAGACGAGGACGAGGAAAACGACCAGGACUCCUACACUCCGCCCCCCAAGAAACCCACGUCUGCACCUGCAGCCAAGAAGAAGGAGACACCCAGUAUCUUCUCGUCCAAGUCGGCCUUCUCUGAAAAGAGCAACGAUAGCGACGGCUCCGGGUCGGACAGCGAAGGCGACGCCGCCCCAAAGUUCUCCACCUACUCCAGCAGCUCGGCGUUCGACAAAAUCUCACCAGCAAAGAAAGCUGCAGCUAAGAAAGGUCCAGAAGCGGCGCCCAAACCCAGGAAACCAGCAGCACCCAAAGCAAAGAGACCAGAUAAAUCCAUCUGGGACUCGGACUCGGACACCGGCGCCAAGAAGCCAGCAGCUGCUCUCAAAGGUAAAGUCCGAGGAAAGAAGAGGAAGGACUCCGGGUCUGAAGACGAGUACAGCCCCAUGAAAAAAGCUCCCAAACCUGCUGUUAAGAAACCUCAGAGGCCUCCGUCCGACGACGAGGAUGAAGAAGACGACGAAGACGGCAGACUUCAACCAACAACCAAGAGGGCGGCGUCCCGCGAGCGGCCGGGCCGCGCCAGGAGGGAGGUGAAGUACUACAACGAGUCUGAAAACGAGGAAGACGAUGAAGACAUGUUUGAUUGAGCCCGCCCCGCCCCGCCCGCCUGGAAGGCUCCGCCUCCUCUGUUCCCUCAGACUUUUGUACAUUUUCCCUGUUUUAUUUUUUCAUUAAUGGUGGCAUUCAAUGAUUUUUAACGUGUAGGUGUUUUACACUUUUAUUAAUAUUCAUAUACAGGUUUGUUUUUUUACGCUCAUUGAGAUGUUCCGUGUCUGAAGCAGCUUCUAGGGGUUUAGAGCGCCGGUCUGUAGCACAUUUUAACUGUUCAGAUGAAAUGUAACUUUUUGAACAUGAAGUUGGAAGUAAAGAAUAAAAAGUUCACAGAUCUUC